CCCACGCGCCGUCGCCCCGGCUCCGCCCCACUGAGAGCAGAAACUUGUGGGGCCUGCCUCGGAGCGGAGCUCUCCUUCUUGCGGUGGUCUUUACUACCAUGCCGCUGUAUGAAGGCCUAGGGAGCGGCGGGGAGAAAACGGCAGUCGUGAUAGACCUAGGAGAGGCUUUUACCAAGUGUGGAUUUGCUGGAGAAACUGGUCCAAGAUGCAUAAUUCCUAGUGUGAUUAAAAAAGCUGGUCUGCCUAAGCCUAUCAAAGUUGUUCAAUAUAAUAUCAAUACAGAAGAAUUGUAUUCCUACCUAAAGGAAUUCAUCCACAUACUGUAUUUCAGGCAUCUGUUGGUGAAUCCUAGAGACCGCCGAGUUGUGGUUAUCGAGUCGGUACUAUGUCCUUCCCACUUCAGAGAGACACUCACUCGGGUUCUUUUCAAAUAUUUUGAGGUUCCAUCUGUCCUGCUUGCUCCAAGUCAUCUAAUGGCUCUUCUGACACUUGGGAUAAACUCUGCUAUGGUCCUGGAUUGCGGAUAUAGGGAGAGCCUGGUGUUACCUAUAUAUGAAGGAAUCCCAGUACUAAAUUGUUGGGGAGCACUCCCCCUAGGAGGAAAAGCUCUUCACAAGGAGUUGGAAACUCAGCUACUGGAGCAAUGUACUGUUGACACAGGUGCUGCUAAAGAACAGAGCUUUCCCUCUGUGAUGGGUUCAAUUCCAGAAGGUGUCUUAGAGGACAUUAAAGUGCGCACUUGCUUUGUAAGUGAUCUGAAACGUGGAUUAAAAAUCCAAGCAGCAAAAUUUAAUAUUGAUGGGAAUACUGAGCGUCCCUCACCACCUCCAGAUGUUGACUACCCAUUAGAUGGAGAGAAGAUUUUACAUGUUCUUGGAUCAAUCAGAGAUUCAGUUGUGGAGAUUCUUUUUGAACAAGAUAAUGAAGAGAAAUCAGUUGCCACUUUAAUACUGGAUUCCCUUAUACAGUGCCCAAUAGACACCAGAAAGCAACUAGCAGAGAAUUUGGUAGUCAUAGGUGGUACAUCUAUGUUGCCAGGAUUUCUCCACAGAUUGCUUGCAGAAAUAAGGUAUUUGGUAGAAAAACCAAAAUAUAAAAAAGCACUUGGCACCAAGACAUUCCGAAUUCAUACUCCACCUGCAAAGGCUAAUUGUGUGGCCUGGUUGGGAGGAGCUAUUUUUGGGGCACUGCAGGACAUACUUGGGAGCCGUUCAGUCUCAAAGGAGUAUUAUAAUCAGACAGGCCGUAUACCUGAUUGGUGUUCUCUUAAUAACCCACCUUUGGAAAUGAUGUUUGAUGUCGGGAAAGCUCAGCCACCGCUGAUGAAGAGAGCCUUUUCCACUGAGAAAUAAAAUUUGAUUGAAAUUCAACUUUGCUUUGUAUCAAGUAUCUAAUCAAUUAUAAGCAAAUUGUACAAAGUAUAUAGGAUGCUGUUAGAGAUGAUUUUAUGGAAGUGAAAGCAUUUCUUUAGUUACUUUUUGCAUUAAUAUUUAAUUCUUUUGACUGUUGUUCCUCUUGUGUAACAGUAAAAUAGUAGCUGAUGCUUAUGAAAUUUGUUGUAUUUAUAUCAAUAAAAUAUAGUAAAGCAG
Neomonachus schauinslandi (Hawaiian monk seal) is the source of this 1589-nucleotide messenger RNA. RefSeq names its product actin related protein 10 (gene ACTR10). Gene Ontology annotation, biological process: retrograde axonal transport of mitochondrion. NCBI's taxonomy places the organism in Eukaryota, Metazoa, Chordata, Mammalia, Carnivora, Phocidae. The transcript is spliced from 13 exons. The coding region runs from base 99 to 1352 and encodes 417 amino acids. The record is from RefSeq and is a predicted model, not a curated record.